This is a messenger RNA of Cygnus olor (mute swan), 6145 nucleotides long. Its product is annotated as contactin-associated protein-like 4. Gene Ontology annotation, molecular function: calcium ion binding. The record is from RefSeq and is a predicted model, not a curated record. NCBI's taxonomy places the organism in Eukaryota, Metazoa, Chordata, Aves, Anseriformes, Anatidae.
UGACUUGAUCUAGAAGAAGAAUCAAAUUUGAUUGAAUGGUUAUUCCUGUUGAAUUCACUGACAAUUUUUUUUUCUUGUUCUUGACUGUUUACCAGAUGAGGGUGUAAAAUGAAAAGAUCAGCAAUAAUAAAAUAUAUUUCUGUAUUCAAUAUGGAUGUGACUGAUCUGUUUUUCGUUUUCUUCUAGGCAUUUUCUGGAAACACAAAUGCAGAUAGUGUUGUAUACUACAGGCUUCAGCAUUCCAUUAAAGCAAGAUUUCUCCGCUUUGUGCCUUUGGACUGGAAUCCCAAUGGUAGAAUCGGAAUGCGCAUCGAAGUGUACGGAUGCAUGUACAGGUCCGAGGUGGUUGGUUUUGAUGGGAAAAGUUGUCUAAUUUACACAUUUAAUCAAAAACUCAUGAGUACACUGAAAGACGUGAUUUCUCUGAAGUUUAAGACAAUGCAAAGUGAUGGAAUUCUCCUCCACAGAGAAGGACAGAAUGGAGACCACAUCACCCUGGAAUUACUUAAAGGAAAGCUGUCCCUUCUUAUUAAUUUAGGUGAUGAUAAAACUCAUUCAUCUAAUACCCAAAUUAAUAUUACCCUGGGCAGUCUUUUGGAUGAUCAACAUUGGCAUUCUGUUCUCAUUGAGCACUUUAACAAUCAAGUAAACUUUACAGUGGAUAAACACAAUUAUCAUUUUCAUGCCAAAGGAGAAUUCAAUUAUUUGGAUCUUGAUUAUGAGCUCAGCUUUGGAGGGAUCCCAGUGCCUGGAAAAUCAGGGGCAUUGUCACGCAGGAAUUUUCAUGGGUGUUUUGAGAAUAUUUAUUAUAAUGGAGUGAGCAUUAUUGACCUGGCCAGGAGGCAUAGAUCUCAAAUCUCCUUCGUGGGCAACAUAUCUUUCUUGUGUUUAGAGCCACAUGUAAUUCCUGUUACAUUUCUGAGCUCCAGGAGUUACCUGGCACUGCCUGGCACUUCGGGCCAAGAAGAAGUUUCCAUCAGUUUCCAAUUUCGCACCUGGAACAAAGAGGGACUUCUGUUAUCUAGUAAAGUACAUCGGUCCUCAGGUGGUUUCCUGUUAUAUCUGAGUGAUGGGAAAGUUAAAAUCAAUCUUCAUAAGCCAGGCAAAGCCUUGAGUGACAUUAGUGCAGGUGCUGGAUUAAAUAAUGGUCAAUGGCAUUCUGUAUUCUUCUCUGCCAAAAGAAAUCGUAUCACCUUAAUAGUGGACAACGAUAUGACCUCAUCUGCUCAUUCCUCCAUAUCUCUGCAAAUUUAUUCAGCAGACACAUUCUACUUUGGAGGCUGCCCAAACAGUGAAAACAAUUCUGAAUGUAAAAGCUCAUUUGGUGGCUUUCAAGGAUGUAUGCAACUCAUUUCUAUUGGCAACAAAGCAGUGGAUAUGAACUCAGUUCAGCAAAAUUUUGGCAACUUCAGCGACCUUCAGAUAGAUUUAUGUGGCAUUAUAGACAGAUGCUUGCCUAAUUACUGUGAACAUGGUGGGGAAUGUUCACAGUCCUGGAACAGCUUCUACUGUAACUGUACCAAUACUGGUUACAUGGGAGCUACUUGUCAUUAUCCUAUCUACGAACAAUCAUGUGAAGCCUAUAAGCACAGGAACACUUCAGGCUUUUACAAUAUCGAUUCAGAUGGAAGUGGCCCCUUGGGACCGUUUCUUGUAUACUGUAAUAUGACAGAUGCAACAUGGACAAUUAUACAGCACAACAACACCAACUUAACCAGAGUCAAAAGUGCUAAUCGAGAGAACCCACACACUGUGUUUUUCAAGUACUCUGCCAGCCUAGACCAGCUUCAAGCUGCAAUUAACCAUGCAGAACACUGUGAACAGGAGCUUGCUUACCACUGCAAAAAAUCAAGGCUUUUAGAUAAGACAGAUGGGUUGCCAUUGAGCUGGUGGAUUGGAAGGACCAAUGAAACACAGACAUACUGGGGAGGUUCCUCGCCUACUGUUCAGAAAUGUGCUUGUGGCAUAGAGGGAAACUGCAUUGACUCCCAGCAUUACUGCAACUGCAAUGCUGACAGAAAUGAAUGGACUAAUGAUACUGGGUUCCUUUCCCACAAGGAGCAUCUACCUGUAACAGAAAUUGUGAUUACAGAUACUGACAGACCAAAUUCUGAAGCAGCUUACAGACUAGGGCCUUUGCUUUGCCAUGGUGACCGAGCAUUUUGGAAUUCAGCAUCGUUCAACACAGAGACAUCUUACCUGCAUUUCCCCACACUCCAUGGAGAACUCAGUGCAGAUGUAUCAUUUUUCUUUAAAACUACUGCUUCCUCAGGAGUGUUUUUAGAAAAUCUGGGAAUUCAAGACUUCAUAAGGAUAGAGUUAUACUCCCCAUAUGAAGUGAUUUUUUCAUUCGAUGUUGGAAAUGGACCUCGUGAAGUUACAGUGCAGUCACUCACUUCCUUAAAUGACAACCAGUGGCAUUAUGUCAAGGCUGAACGAAACAUCAAAGAGGCAUCCUUACAAGUAGAUCAGCUUCCUCAAAAGUUUCAUGCUGCUCCACCUGAUGGGCAUAUUCGGUUGCAACUCAACAGCCAACUUUUUGUAGGUGGGACAGCAUCUAGACAGAAAGGAUUUUUGGGAUGCAUUCGUUCAUUACAGUUAAAUGGAAUGGCCCUUGACCUGGAAGAGAGAGCGAAGAUAACACCAGGAGUUGAACCAGGAUGUCCUGGACAUUGUAGUAGCUAUGGUAACCUGUGUCACAAUGGUGGAAAAUGCAGAGAGAAAUACAGUGGAUUCUCUUGUGACUGCAGUUUCUCUGCCUAUGCCGGGCCAUUCUGUAAGACAGAGAUCUCUGCCUAUUUUGGAACUGGAAGUUCUGUGAUAUACAAUUUUCAAGAAUACUACACCUUCACUAAAAAUUCCAGUUCUCAUGCUUCUUCUUUCUAUGCUGACAUGACACUGAGCAGGGAAACAAUCACAUUUGCCUUCCGAACAAAGCGGACACCAAGCCUACUGCUUUAUGUCAGCUCCUUCUACAAGGAAUAUCUCUCAGUCAUUCUAACCAGAAAUGGAAGUUUACAGAUCAGGUACAAACUAGAUAGCCAUCAAGAUCCUGAUGUCUUCACCAUCAAUUUCAGAAGCAUGGCUGAUGGACAGCUACACCAUGUGAAGAUUAACAGAGAGGAGGAAAUGCUCCUUGUAGAGGUUAACCAGAAUGAAAGAAUGAAAUUUAUUCUGUCUUCAGGCACAGAAUUCAAUGCAAUCAAGUCUCUCAUACUUGGCAAGAUUUUAGAAAACAGUGAUGUAGACGAGGAGACAAUGAAGGCAAACUCUCAGGGUUUUAUUGGAUGCCUCUCUUCAGUGCAGUUCAAUCACAUCGCUCCUUUGAAAUCUGCAUUGCACCACAGCAGCUCAGCCCCCAUCAUUGUGAAGGGACGCUUUACAGAAUCCAGCUGUGGUACUUUAACUGGAGCCGACUCAACAUUGAGUGAAACAACACAUUCAUUCGCAGAUCAUUCUGGACCAAUAGAUGAGAGAGAGCCCUUAAAUAAUGCAAGCAGAAAUGACUCUGCAAUUAUUGGAGGUGUGAUAGCAGUUGUGAUAUUCAUCGUCCUUUGCAUCACUGCCAUAGCCAUACACAUUUAUAUAAAAAAAAGCAUAUACUCAAAAAAUGAGACAAAAGGAUCUGAAAAUGAAGACAGUGCUGAAUCUGCACUGAAAAGUGAGCUUACUACACAAAACACUGCCAGUGAAAAUCAAAAGGAAUACUUCUUCUGACUGACAUUCAUAAUUUAAUUUAAUGUAAUAAUGUGACUGUCUCACUUUCUUGAUAAGCCAGGGGAUCUCAAUGGACAAGAAAGCUCUUACACUCUACAGUAAACACAAUGGAUUUCAGACCUGUUAUAUUGCAUAAGUUCAGUCUCAGUGAUUGGUAUAGGGGCUUCUUAAAAUUACAUGCUGUCUUAGCUAUUAUACUGUAAAUGCAUUUUAUGUAACAGUGAAUUAGAUAUUGUAACCAAUUUCAUUGUUGGUAGUUUCCGACUGUUCUGAUGUGACCUUCUGCAACUGAAGUUUAACGUACAUCUUGAAUAUUAUUUAUAAAUGAGAAAAUUGCUACAAAGCUGUUCUAAUCCUUCUCUUUGAAAUAUAAUUUUGGAAUUUUGGUCAAGGUGAAAAGUAGAUUCUAAUAGUUUGUGUUACUAAGGAAAUUCUUUUUAUGUUGCAUUAUAGUGAUCCCUCGUACUUCCUCAACCUGAGAAUGCCUUUUGAACUGCUGUUGGCUUGUGGCAGAAUCUGUUUGUGAGCCAUGGAUUUAGUUGUCCAAAACAAAUUGCACUUCUUUCUCCUGGGAGGUGACCAGUGCCACCAUUGUCUUUUUUUGCUGUUGUUGUUUGACAAGUCUAGCAGGACUUAAAACAAAAGGGUGUACAGUGUGUUGAAAUGCUGUAAAAUCUCUUUUUGGUUUUCACUCACUGUCAAGUGAUAGAAUCAAGUUAGACUCAUACAUAUUCUAAGAAUUUUAAUUCUUAAUAUAAUUAAGAUAGUAAUUAAGAUAUAAUUAUUAAAAAAUAAGAAUUAAAGAAAAUUAAGAAUUUUAAUAAAACUAGGACCAAAAAAGACAAAACUUUUAUUUGGAAAUAUCAAUUAAAAUAUUAACAAUGGUUAAACUGCCAUGAGUGAAAGCACAUAAUGAUGAUCGAUAUUAUUCUCCCUAGAAAUUAUUACUGUUUCUUCUGUGAAGUUGUAGUGGUCUGUACAUCUGGCAUGCAUUUCCUGAAAACAUUGUGUGUGUGUAUGAUCUACUCGAGACCUCAAGAUUAAGUUGUUAAAACUUACAGUUACUUAUGAUUAUUACGAUAAUGAAAUAGGGAAUUUAGAGUCUAGCACAGUGGCUGCUACUUUAAUAUUUGUUUCUUCAACCAUAACAGUACCUACACUAGAUGAGAUAAGGUCUGAUUCUAGCACUAAAAACUAAUCAGAUGCUUACUAUCCUGACAGAAUAAAAAUGAGUUGCUUGUGAUGUUGUAUAAACAAAUUAUUAGAUAUGAAAUAUAGGCUUAAGUUGUCUAAACAGAAGAAUGUAAAGCUACCAUUGACGCCAUAGGGUCUCUGAAAUAUCUAUGUGGCCUUGUAAGAAUGUCACGAGAUUGACUGAAGGUAUGUGUCCUUUGGAAAAGACAUCUGUGAAUGAAGUAGAAUACAUCAAGGAAUCUACAAUAGCACCAUAUACCAAUAUUUAGGUAACUAAUUCACAAAAAAGACUUUGUUGAUUUGUUGUUGUUGUUGUAUUUUUUUUUUCCAUAGGAGACUGUGUGCCUAGAGCUAGAAUCUAAGGAAGGAAUCAGGACUUCUGUGUCCUUGUAGACCUGAAAGUUUAAAAUUUAAAGUGUUUUUCAAACUCAUUUAUACCUAUUCCCAUUGAAAGCAAUGAUAAUGGUCAUUGCUUUGCUCCUCUUUUAGUGAGAAGAAAUAGAGUUAAACCUAGGCUCUGAGGCUUAGGAAAUGUUUCUCAUAGAUGCCCAAAAACAUUAUAAAAGCAUGUAAACCUGAUAUGGUGUUAAGAAAAUAUUAAUCUUUACAUUUAUUUCCAUAUAUAGUUGUUGUAUAUAGAAAUGUGAUGGAGAGUGUGAUAAUAUAUUUUAAAGCUUGUUUUCUUCUAUCAAUCUUUAUUUUUGAUUCUCAGAAUUUUACACUCCAUUUUCUGCUUCAUUCUGCUCAUCUUUUCUUCAUUUUUAGGAAAAAAGUAUUUCCCUUUUUUGGUACUUGAAGGCUCUGAAAUCAGAAAUUUUUCAGCUUGAUAUGCACUGUUUCACAUUCUUCUCAAUUUUGCAGUUCUAAAUGCAUCUCUAGUGUAAGACUAAGGCUGAGUCUGAGGAUCUAGGAUCAAGAACUGUGUAUAUACACAUCACGUAUGUGUUGCUGUGUUCCAUGACAAUAGGCUAGGAAGGUAAGGGAAGAAUACGGGACAAUUCUCAAAUGAUGAGAAUGGAUGAGAAUACUUUAUUUAUUUAUUAAUUUAUUUUUAGAUCAUGCACUCUUAAUUUGCUACUUUAGUUCCUGUCAGUCUAGCUAGAUACUUUGAAGAGCGAAUUAUGACCCUUUCUCUUCAAGGAUCUGACCUAAAUUGCAUUGAAUUGAAGAAGAGUCCUUCCAUAUUCUCCUCUGAAAUUCAACCUUCAAAAUCUCAAGGGGCUUUCCCUUCAUA